AGUUGUCUACAAAUUGAGGGCUCGCGCCUCUUCAUCAAUGAAAUAGUAAAGACAGCGAGGUUCUGCCACGACACUGGAGAAAAAACACCGAAACUUGAGCUACUCCCUGCCUCGUAUUAGUUGGAUUGUAUUUGUUACUGAUUGUGAGUGUCACUUCAACUGGGACUAGGAGCAGAAGUUUCAAAAACCGACUCAAAAUGAAAUACGUUAUAGGAAUUGGCGGUGUGACUAAUGGUGGGAAAACCACUUUGACGAAUAGGCUGAUCAAGUCACUACCUAACUGUUGUGUGGUGCAUCAAGAUGACUUUUUCAAGCUAGGUGUGCACAUCUUGCAAUGGGAUCUGCCCGUAUUCAGAUCAGCCUGCGCUUGCAGCAAUGUUUUAUUGGUGUUAUUUCAGAAACCUGACCAGAUAGAAGUCGGGGAGGACGGCUUUAGACAGUGGGAUGUGAUUACAGCAUUGGACAUGGAUGCCAUGGUGAACACUAUUCGAGGCUGGAGUGAGAACCCAGUGAAGUUUGCACACUCCCACGGUGUCAACGUGUCCCCUUCCACAGAGGUUGCCGACCCAGAUCAGCAGAUCCACAUUCUGAUUGUAGAGGGCUUCCUUCUGUACAACUACAAACCCCUGAUGGACGUGUAUAACAAAUGCUACUACAUCUCCAUUCCAUACGGAGAGUGCAAAAGGAGGAGAAGUACAAGACAAUACACCGUCCCUGAUCCCCCGGGUCUGUUUGAAGGCCAUGUGUGGCCCAUGUACUUGAAGCACAGGAAUGAGAUGGUUGAGAGCGGUUUAGACAUCGCAUAUCUGGAUGGCUUGAAAUCAGAAGAAGGGAUCUACAGCCAGGUGUAUGAGGAUAUCCAGAAUACACUGUUGAAUCGUUUAUAGGAACUCCAUCCCCAAACCUGUAUAGACCUGUAAAUAGCAUCAAGACUGAAGAUACUUUUUUUUAAAUUGAAGCAUUUUUUUCUUAUUGUGUAAAUUAUAUUGAAGGAAUGUUAACUUAUGUUUGACAGAAUAAUUUCUGUUUUGUUUUCUUAUCUAAUCUGUUAGUCCAUUGCUUGUGUUAAUCAAACCACUGCCUAGUAUCUGAGGGAGGGGGACAAACUCUGACCAUCUGUCAAUGAAAAUAUUUUUUGAGUGGAGGUCAAUGCGAAAUGCCAAAUUUCUACAUGAGGCUUAUUUGAUCAAGUAGAUGUUUAAUGUUUACGUUUGUUACAAAGGAGCUGAUAUAAGUGGAUUCACAUGGCAUUUUGAUUACUUUGAGGUACAAAUAAUAAUUCUUGAUUGGAGUUGUGCCUCUGCCCUCAUGGUCUAGAAGGGUCCCACCUGAACUGGCUGCUUGCCUUCCAUAUUUGAGGAAAUGUAUUUCCUUUGUUAGAGUGGUCACUUGACUAUAUUACAUCUUUGUUAGUAUGUACUUGGCUUUGUUUUGGCAAGUAAAUUGUUUAAAAUGUGUUCAGAUUUCUCAAUGUUA
Messenger RNA from Oncorhynchus keta (chum salmon), 1476 nucleotides. RefSeq names its product nicotinamide riboside kinase 2-like. The record is from RefSeq and is a predicted model, not a curated record. The transcript has 8 exons. NCBI's taxonomy places the organism in Eukaryota, Metazoa, Chordata, Actinopteri, Salmoniformes, Salmonidae. The coding region runs from base 198 to 887 and encodes 229 amino acids. Gene Ontology annotation, cellular component: cytoplasm.